Sphaeroforma arctica JP610 is the source of this 348-nucleotide messenger RNA. RefSeq lists its product as hypothetical. The transcript is spliced from 2 exons. Gene Ontology annotation, biological process: protein export from nucleus. Gene Ontology annotation, molecular function: nuclear export signal receptor activity; small GTPase binding. NCBI's taxonomy places the organism in Eukaryota, Ichthyosporea, Ichthyophonida. Gene Ontology annotation, cellular component: nuclear pore; cytoplasm. The record is from RefSeq and is a predicted model, not a curated record. The annotation marks the transcript as partial.
ACCCUGAAGCAGUAUGAGGAUGUGUGCCAGGCCGUCUAUUCGGGCACCAAUCAGACCGACCCGCGAGUGCAGGCGUUGCUGGAAGAGUUCAAAGAACCUUCGAGUGGCACCAAAUGCAUCUAUCUGCUCAGCAAUGCUCAGUCGCCGUACGCACAUCUGUUUGCCGCUAACUCACUCAACCAGAUGGUGAAUCACAAGUUUACGGGCAUAGAUAUAGCACAGUGGAUCAAUGUCAAAACAUACACACUCGAAGCGCUAUUCCACGCCACACACGCCAGCUUUGUACGCACAACGCUGAUGCAGAUGCUGGCUAGCCUAUGCAAGCACGGGUGGUACGACUCAACCGGG